CUUAGAACGAAUGUCAGACGGCUGUGGAGUAUAUAAAGCAUAAAAAACGCUUCUCCUGCGUCUCCUCAUCCGUUCUUUAAACAGGAAGAGAACAAGAAGCUCCACACUAUGGCUCCCAAGAAGGCAAAGAAGAAGGAAGCUGCGAGCUCCAACGUGUUCAGCAUGUUCGAACAGUCUCAGAUCCAAGAGUUCAAAGAGGCUUUCACCAUCAUGGACCAGAAUAGAGACGGAUUCAUUGACAAGAACGACCUGAGAGACACAUUCGCUGCCCUGGGACGGUUGAAUGUGGGUAAUGAUGAGUUGGAUGAGAUGUUAAAAGAAGCUCCAGGUCCCAUAAACUUCACCAUCUUUCUCAGCAUGUUUGGAGAGAAACUCAAGGGAACGGAUCCGGAGGAGAACAUUCUUGCUGCCUUCAAGAUAUUUGACCCUGAGGGAACGGGCAUCAUUAAAGGAGACGAGAUCAAAUACCAUCUGAUGUCCCAGGCAGAUAAAUUCACAGAAGCAGAGAUAAACCAGAUGUUCACAAACUUCCCUCUGGACGUUGCUGGAAACCUGGACUACAAAAACCUGUGCUACGUCAUCACUCACGGAGAGGACAAAGAGCAGGAGUGAACAUCACCUCGUCCACGUUGUUUUGUGUUUGUAUGUGUUUUCCCUCCCCUUCGUCAAUAAAGAGUUCAAAAAACA
Silurus meridionalis is the source of this 687-nucleotide messenger RNA. It is a transcript of the gene myl10, whose product is annotated as myosin, light chain 10, regulatory. Bases 109 to 612 code for a protein of 167 amino acids. NCBI's taxonomy places the organism in Eukaryota, Metazoa, Chordata, Actinopteri, Siluriformes, Siluridae. The record is from RefSeq and is a predicted model, not a curated record. Gene Ontology annotation, cellular component: cytoplasm; mitochondrion. The transcript has 7 exons. Gene Ontology annotation, molecular function: calcium ion binding.